Molecule: messenger RNA, 285 nt
Organism: Cavenderia fasciculata
Lineage: Eukaryota; Evosea; Eumycetozoa; Acytosteliales; Cavenderiaceae
Exons: 2
Coding region: 1-285 (94 amino acids)
Source: RefSeq, a predicted model, not a curated record
AUGAAAUUACUAUUUGUAUGUGUUGUAGUACUUGCAAUGGUCAUUGGUUCAAUGUCCCAAAAUAUUCCAAACUCUGUCUAUAUCCGUCGAUCUGGAGGAUUUGCAGGCCGGCAAAAGGAUUACGGCCAAAAUUUCAGACCAGACUACCCAGCCUACGAUGUCUAUGAAUUCAAUGCCCAAGUUGAUAACCCAUCCAAGAGCUUUGCAUGGAACCAAGAAGCCACCAAACCAAACAUCUGUCACCUAUUUGAAGAGCUUGUUGAACGUUAUGGUAGACAACUCUAG